GCAGGACACCCCACCCAGUCACAUUAUACUGACAACGGACGAACCAGUCGUCACAACCUUAAAAGGCUGAGCGCUAAGCAGGAGUAACAAACCCAAAGCCUUCCUCACAGAGGCGAGAUGAGGAGGAAAGAGAACAAGAGGAAAGAGAACAAAGCCAUCAGAUUAUGUUUUAUAAUGUAUUUACAAAGAGAAUAUUAAAAACCAUGUAAAAGACUCUGAAUGGUUAUGUACUUGCAUAAAAUUUGUGGAAUUUAAAAUAAAAAAAGAAAACAAACCAAAAAAAGUUUCACACACAGAAUCUGGUUAUUAAAAUGAGGAGUUUAUUAUAGAAUUGGUUUUAUUGAUCAACAAUUUUACUGGGAUAAAAGAAAAGAUACAAUUUAAGAUAAAAUGUUUGGAACAAGACUUUAAUGAAUUGCAUUCAAAACUCAACACUUUCAAUAACCUAACAAACAAUGGUAAGAUGUCCAAAGUGUAAUCCUUUCAUAAACUUAAAUCAAUUUUUAUCUUGAAUAUUCUGUAAAAUAAUGUCAAACUUAAUUGCUUUCCAAACUAUUUUAAAAUAUUCAUGUUAAGGCACCUAAAAACUACAUCAUUGUUUUGUUUUCAAACCGACUGGCAUUCUUAUUACCCCUACAAUAAAUGUUACUAUUAAUAGAUCUGUAUUGUUAAUAAAACAAUAGAAUAAAACAAUAGAACCUUAAUGGUCAUCGAUCGGACACAAUUAUAUCCUGGACAACCUUAAUGGUCAUCGAUCGGACACAAUUAUAUCCUGGACAACCUUAAUGGUCAUCGAUCGGACACAAUUAUAUCCUUGACAACCUUAAUGGUCACCGAUCGGACACAAAAUUAUAUCCCGGACAAGUUCAGAAGACAUCGGGUACAAAAUUUCAAGUUAGAUUGGGUGUCCAUGAUAUGAUAACCAUUAGGUACAUAUUCACCGAGUAUAAAUCUUAAUUAAUGAAGUUUUUCAAAAAUUUGUUCAAAGAAAGAGAAGGAAACAUAAGUUUUGGACUAAACAAUGAUUUAUAAUGUAAUGAACCUUAUCAAUUUAUUUGUGCAGCACAUGAAUGGUCAAGGUCACUCAAUAGAACACACUAGAAAUGGCAUCAGCCACAAAGCUACAGGUAAAUUACCAGCAAACACCACCUCUUGGCUCUGAAGACUGAUUAAAACAUUAACUUGCGUAGAAUUUUGUCAAGAUCAACUUGAUGGCAUUUCCUUAUAACGGACUGCUGGAGAAAUGUGACUGUACGAAAUUAACAGAUUCCCCGAUGUAACACAAGCCUGAACUUGUAGGGGUAAAACAUACAUAAUUGUAAAAAGUAAGUGAUUCUAGAGACAAAAACAAAUUAAAACAGAUGAUAAUGGCUACAUGAAUAUAUUCCAAUUCAGAUGCAAACAUGGACAAAUAUUUUUAUAUAGAUUUCUUAUAAUUAUUAUCUCAAAAAUACUUGUGUAUACAUUAUCUGGAACAUUGAAAAUCUUGUAAAAAAAAAAAUAAUUACAAGAAUUUUUUCAAUCUUUCUGUAAUACAUUUAUUCAAAAAUACUUCAUAUAACCUGUAUGAAAAUUACUAACUAAAAUAUAUAAAACGGCCCAAAUGGCCCGGUAGGUUUCCUACACUUCAUGUACAUUGAUGAGAGUCCAUAAUUCCAAAUGCCUUCUGAUGUCAUCUCACACUACUCUCAACAGUCAUCUCACACUACUCUCAACAUUGUCAUCUCACACAACUCUCAACAGUCAUCUCACACUACUCAACAUAGUCAUCUCACACGACUCUCAACAUUGUCAUCUCACACGACUCUCAACAGUCAUCUCACACUACUCUCAACACAGUCAUCUCACACUACUCUCAACAGUCAUCUCACACUACUCAACAUUUUCAUCUCACACGACUCUCAAUAUUGUCAUCUCACACGACUCAACAGUCAUCUCACGACUCAACACAGUCAUCUCACACUACUCUCAACAGUCAUCUCACACUACUCUCAACAGUCAUCUCACACUACUCAACAUAGUCAUCUCACACGACUCAAUGGUCAUCUCACACGACUCAACAGUCAUCUCACACGACUCUCAAUAUUGUCAUCUCACACGACUCUCAACAUAGUCAUCUCACACGACUCUCAACAUUGUCAUCUCACACGACUCUCAACAUUGUCAUCUCACACGACUCUCAACAUAGUCAUAUCACACGACUCUCAACAUAGUCAUAUCACACGACUCUCAACAGUCAUCUCACACGACUCUCAACAUAGUCAUCUCACACGACUCUCAACAUUGUCAUCUCACACGACUCUCAACAUAGUUAUCUCACACGACUCAAGUCAUCUCACACGACUCAACAUUGUCAUCUCACACGACUCUCAACAUUGUCAUAUGACACAACUCUCAACAUUGUCAUCUCACACGACUCUCAACAUAGUUAUCUCACACGACUCAAGUCAUCUCACACGACUCAACAGUCAUCUCACACGACUCUCAACAUUGUCAUCUCACACUACUCAACAUAGUUAUCUCACACGACUCUCAACACAGUCAUCUCACACGACUCUCAACAUUGUCAUCUCACACUACUCUCAACAUAGUCAUCUCACACGACUCUCAACAUAGUCAUCUCACACGACUCUCAACAUUGUCAUCUCACGCGACUCUCAACAUAGUUAUCUCACACGACUCCCAACAUCGUCAUCUCACACGACUCUCAAUAUUGUCAUCUCACACUACUCUCAACAUAGUUAUCUCACACGACUCUCAACAUUGUCAUCUCACACUACUCUCAACAUAGUCAUCUCACACGACUCAACAGUCAUCUCACACGACUCUCAACAUAGUUAUCUCACACUACUCUCAACAUUGUCAUCUCACACAACUCUCAACAUUGUAAUCUCACACGACUCAACAUUGUCAUCUCACACGGCUCUCAACAUAGUUAUCUCACACUACUCUCAACAUUGUCAUCUCACACGACUAGUUUUUUGGAGCUCACACUACUCUCACGAUUUCUAUCAAAUUAUACGCGAAACACUGAAGACUGAGGAAUCCUCCCCUUGCUUAAAAUCCAUGUAGUUUUUAUGUUUGUA
This is a messenger RNA of Pecten maximus, 3086 nucleotides long. RefSeq lists its product as uncharacterized. The transcript is spliced from 2 exons. The record is from RefSeq and is a predicted model, not a curated record. Bases 1660 to 2616 code for a protein of 318 amino acids. Lineage: Eukaryota; Metazoa; Mollusca; Bivalvia; Pectinida; Pectinidae.